Messenger RNA from Lytechinus pictus (painted urchin), 3971 nucleotides. Its product is annotated as myoferlin-like. The transcript has 13 exons. The record is from RefSeq and is a predicted model, not a curated record. The coding region runs from base 16 to 1878 and encodes 620 amino acids. NCBI's taxonomy places the organism in Eukaryota, Metazoa, Echinodermata, Echinoidea, Temnopleuroida, Toxopneustidae. Gene Ontology annotation, biological process: membrane fusion; plasma membrane organization.
CAAUUUUUCUUCACGAUGGGUAUUUGUCCGUGGCAGGAUAUUUUUGAAGACGAGAUUGAUUGGUGGUCCAAGUAUUACGCCUCUACUGGGGAAACCGAGAAGUGUGGGGACUAUCUGGAAAGAGGCUAUGACAAGAUAGAGAUCUACAACAAGCCUUUGGAAGUUCUUGGGACGAACGAUUUCUUCCAGGACUUCUGCAACUGCUACGAUCUGAACCGUGGAAAGCAAGAAGAUGAGGAUGAGGAAUCCAGCGGAGUGGGAGAAUUCAAGGGUCUGUUUAGGAUCUACCCGUUGCCUGGUGACCUGAAGGCCGAACUGCCACCUAAGCAGUUCAGCCACCUACCCCCAUCAGCACCGGUGGAGUGUGUCAUCCGUAUCUACAUUGUCAAGGCCCUUGAUCUCCAGCCUCAAGAUCCCUCUGGAUUGGCUGAUCCUUACCUGAAGAUCAAGCUUGGAAAGAAGAAGAUUGAUGAUGAAGAUGACUACCUACCAAACACCCUCAACCCGGUCUUUGGAAAGAUGUUUGAGGUCAAGACGUUCUUACCAGUUCACAAAGAUCUCAAGGUUACCGUCAUGGAUAAGGACUUGCUGAGCAAAGAUGACAUAAUUGGUGAAACAGAGAUUGAUCUGGAAAACCGAUUCCUCACCAAAUACCGUGCAACAGUUGGACUACCAGAGAGUUAUAACACCUCUGGCCCCAACAAGUGGCGUGACCAGAAGACACCGAGAGAACUGCUUGAGGAUUACUGUAAGCUACAGAAGCUCCCUGGACCAUUCUUCUAUGGAUCCACCAAACUUACCAUGGAGGGCAAGAUGUACAAUUUGGCUGACUUUGAAACGAACAAGAUGCACAGUGAGCACGAGGGACCCCAGGACCAGCGCCUGGCCCUCUACGCACUCCGCCAGUUCCCCCUGGUGAGGGAACACAUCGAGACACGCCCGCUCUACAGCCCUCUGCUGCCGGGCAUUGAACAGGGCAAGCUGCAGAUGUGGGUGGAUAUCUUCCCUAUGACCAUGGGGCCACCGGGCCCUCCCUGUGACAUCACUCCCAGGAAACCCAAGAAGUACGUUGUUCGCUGCGUCGUCUGGAAUGCUAAAGAUGUUAUCUUGGAUGAAACCUCCAUCACUGGAGAGAGAAUGAGUGACAUCUACGUCAAGGGCUGGAUGGCUGGUGAGGAUGAGAAGCAGGAGACCGAUGUCCACUACCGGUCACUCAACGGUGAAGGAAACUUCAACUGGAGAUUAUGUUUCCCCAUCGAGUACAUUCCUCCUGAACAGGUCCUAGUCAUCAAGAAGAAGGAACAUUUCUGGAGUUUGGACAAGACUGAGACUCACGUCCCACCUGUUCUUAUCGCUCAGAUCUGGGACAAUGACAAGUUCUCACCCGAUGACUUCUUAGGAUCCAUUGAGCUAAAUCUGAACGGUAUGCCAAACCCCGUCAAGAAGGCAGGGAGUUGUUCCCUCAAGCAGCUACCAAAUGAAGCCAAGGGAAAAGAAGUUAGCUUGGUGUCUCUCUUUGAGGCCAAGCGUCUCAAGGGUUGGUGGCCUGUCAUCAGCGAGGAGUCCGGAGAACGGGAGCUCACUGGCAAACUGGAGUUGGAGCUUGAGAUCUUGACGGAGCAAGAAGCCGAGGAAAGGCCAGCUGGGCAAGCCAGAGAUGAACCAAACGCCAAUCCUGUCCUGGAUCCUCCAAAUCGCCCAGAGACGUCCUUCUUGUGGUUCACCUCCCCCUGGAAGACCCUGAAGUAUAUCAUCUGGCACAACUACAAAUGGUACAUCCUUGGAUUCCUUCUCCUGCUCCUCCUGGUAGCCUUCAUCGUCCUCAUCAUAUACAACGUACCAGGAGCUGGGGUCAACAGGCUGUUCGGUAACAUAUAAUAAUCCUUGGUUUGAGGACAUCCAAAAGCCUCCAAAGACCACUCAUAGCUGUAGGGUCAGUACCAUUACCAAUGGAUGGAUGUAUGGGGGUUGUCAGUCAAGAAUGGAUCAAGGGCAACCUACCAGAUUGGCCACAAGGUAUCUAGUCUUGUUGAGCUUGGUUAAAAGCACUUUCAAAUAGUUUCAAAGGCAGCUAGCAAUGCUAGUUUGGUUUGGUCCUAUAUGUUCCUUGAUUUGAUUUGGGGAAGAUGGUAGGAGCAAAAUAAACCCAUGUCUAGAGUUGUAUCCUAGAUUACUCUUUCAUCAUAUGUAAUGGAAUUGUCUUCACUUCACAAAUCAUGUGAAACGUGCUUUAAUCUUAAUGUCAGGUAUUCUUACGAAAGCAAUAGAAGAAUUCUACAAUUCCGAAUGUAUGCCUUAUACCAAAUAUUUCUCGAACCAACUGUGUCAGUCUGUGCCUGUCAUGAAUUUGUAUUUGCUAAUAGUGUUCUGACACUGGGCACCAUUUAACAUGCCACAUUAACGUACUUACUUUUGAUUUUAUUUUAAUCUGUUGAUUACACCAUAGCUUUAUACAGGAAUUACAAUAUAUUUGUAGCAUGUGGGUUAAAAAGUUAUAUUAUGCAUUGAAUUGUUUAAAAUAAUUUAUUAAUAAUGGAAUGACACAGGGAUGUCUUUUCCCCACUCAUAUUUUUCAAGGAAAAAAAUAAAAUCAUGAAUGAAUUCAAAUUACUCAAAAGUGCUUAUUACAAUUUUUAUUUACUUAGAAAUAAAGGAAUGAACGUAUUUAUAUAUAUUUUGAAUAGUAAAAUCAUGUCAUUUCCAAUUAAGUCUUGUUAAAUUGUGAAAUUUAUUGGGACUUUGCUUUUGAAAGAUAUGAAUUUGCAGUGUAAUUCUUGUAAAUUAAAUUCAAGAAAAGGGGUUUUGUUAAACAAAUGAUACUCUUGCGAGUAAACAAAUCAUGCAUUGCAAAAUCAGUCUGGCAAAAUGUAAUGUAAAAUAAUGAUAGCCUAGUGAAAAGAACCAAUAAAAAUGUAUAUGCGAUGUAGAUAUGAUGUAUUAUGUUUUUUUAUAUGUAUGUCUUAUUCAAUUUAUGUUUCUCUUAUUGUCUUUUCUAAAUGUCUUGUAAACUUUUUUAUUGUUUUACUUAUUCAGUUUAUUAAUCAUGGCAUUUACAAGGUAGUCAACAGCUAACAUACAUUUGUGAAAUGGUGUUUGUUGCAAUGAGAGAACAUUUGUUUAUUGAUAUUAUACCAUAGUAUAGUUUAUGAAGUAUAUUUCAGUGUCUUGUAUGUAGAAAAGGUGGCAAAGAGUAUAUAUUUUGUUACAUGGGGUAAUAAUGAAUCUUAUCACAAGUUCAGCUAAGAUUGUCUUGAGAUUGUGGCAUUUAUUUAGGAUUUGUUUGAAUAAUAUGAAUUAUCAUAAGGAAUUGUAUGUAUGAUUGAAUUGAUGUGGAUGUGUGAAAUGAUGACCAUUCAUUAUUUUCUUUAAAAGUAAUAACACAAAACUUCUUCCAAGAAUGAUCAUGCCUUGAUUGAAAUAUCAUGCCUUAAACAUUUAGCAAAUGAAAUGAAACUUAAUGAAUUUGACAAAUAUAUUUCUAUUAUAAUUAUCUAUUUGAUAGAUGGAGACAAUAUGUGAAUAUAUGAAAGUAUGAUUAUGUAAUGUCCAAUAAACGUAUAACACUUACUACAUUGACAGACCAAAAAGGAUUAGUUUGAAGAAUUUUUCUGUUUAAUGUAAGUCUGUCAGGAAUGGAACUUAAUCUGAAUACACAUGUUAUUAUUUAAUGUUACAAUCACUGAUCAAUUAAAAUGAGAACUACAUGUAUUUCCAAUUUAUUUUGUUCAUUCUACCAAUUUUGAAGAUUCAUUGAGGAGAUGCAAUGAAUGCUCACUAUAAAUCUAAUUUUCUGCCUUAACGUAUUGAAUGGGAUGAACAUGCCGAAUUAUGAUGUAAUAUUUCCAUGCCUUCUGGUUGCUUCAUAGUGGUAGUACGGAACGGGUAUUUUGACUGUCUCUCUCUCUCUCUUUCUAUCAUACUUUGUAUUUAGAUCACUCUUUUUUGCUCAAAUUAAAUUCCAAGAGUGAAAA